AUGCGACUACUGUCAGACGAAUUAAGUGUUGAUGAAGCUAAAGAUAUCCAAGAAUUUUCAGAUUGGUUAUUGGCUGUUGGUGAUGGUAGGAUUAAUGAGCCUAAUGAUGGUGAGGCACUAAUAGAUAUUCCACAAGAUUUGUUGAUUACAGAAGCUGAAAAUCCAGUAGCAGCAAUUUGUAAGGAAAUCUAUGGAGAUCCAACAGAGAUGCACAAAAACAGUGAUCCUAAAUUCUUUCAAAAGAGAGCAAUUUUAGCACCGACCAAUGAUAAUGUCAAUACAAUUAACCAGUAUAUGCUACAACAUUUGCAAGGAGAAGAAAAGAUCUACCUAAGUGCUGAUAGUAUAGAUCCAACUGACUCAGAUUCACUGAACAAUCCGGUUAUCACUCCAGAUUUCUUAAACAAUAUCAAGCUGUCAGGUUUGCCACACCAUGCUUUACGUUUGAAGAUUGGUUCGCCAGUUAUGCUACUUAGGAAUAUUGAUCCUAAAGGAGGGCUGUGUAAUGGAACUAGACUCCAGAUAACUCAACUUGCUAAUCACAUUGUGGAAGCUAAAGUAAUAACAGGAGACAGAAGUGGUGACAUAGUUUUAAUCCCUAGCAUAAACCUUACACCUUCAGAUACCAAACUGCCUUUCAAGAUGCAUAGAAGACAGUUUCCACUCUCUGUUGCAUUUGCAAUGACCAUCAAUAAGAGUCAGGGACAAUCUCUAAAGAAAGUAGGACUUUACUUGCCUAAACAUGUGUUCUCUCAUGGCCAACUUUAUGUUGCAUUGUCUAGGGUUACAUCCGAAAAAGGUACUUCUUUCACAAUAAGACCAAGCUAUUGA
Camelina sativa (false flax) is the source of this 831-nucleotide messenger RNA. NCBI's taxonomy places the organism in Eukaryota, Viridiplantae, Streptophyta, Magnoliopsida, Brassicales, Brassicaceae. The record is from RefSeq and is a predicted model, not a curated record.